This is a messenger RNA of Aspergillus calidoustus, 3541 nucleotides long. The record is from the annotation of a GenBank genome assembly. NCBI's taxonomy places the organism in Eukaryota, Fungi, Ascomycota, Eurotiomycetes, Eurotiales, Aspergillaceae.
AUGCAGAUACCACAAACGAAGCUGCAGAAUCGAAUCAGCAACUUUCUCACGAAUGCCACUGCCCAGGAGCAGAUUGAGCUCGAGCGAAGUCACCAGCAACUACAGGCUUUAAUCGAGGAGGCCAAGGCAGCCAAGAAAACAAGAGAAGAUGGGGAAACGGAUGCGUCUUUCAAGGCGAAGGUCAAAAAUGGGUGGAAUUCAGCCUCUGAAAAGGCGUACCGGUACUCCCAGAUUCUGGAUCCGAUGCUCGCCCACGCACCUACAUACGUUUCUCUCGUCUAUGGCGGCAUCAAAAUCAUCCUCGUCGCGCACACUAAUCACCAGGAGCUCAAGGAGAAGUUAGAGCUGCAUCUUGAGAGAAUUACAUCCAGAUUCGAGAUCAUCGAUCAUCUCACGGCCUAUAUUCCAACCAAGGAGCUUGUCGACAAGGUUGCCAGCGCAUACAGCCUGUUCACAAAGUUCUUGGACAAGGCAGUCAAGUACUACACGCAGAGUCGCUUGAAGAUACGCUGGAAGUCGAUUACGCGUCCAUGGGCACGGUUCCAGGACCUAGUAGAUGCCAUCAGCGAGGCCUUUGGGGACAUCAAAGUUAUCGCGCAGCUCCACGGGCUGCUGGCCGGCCGUGUCACACUCGAGAUUUUGGCGCAAUUGACGUCUAUUUCCAUUCAAUUCACCAAGUCGGAAGACGUCAACGAAACGGCGUCACUAGUUCGGCAGCAUGUCGAAGAAAAGCGAGACAACCCAACAUUAGGGAAGGAAGCAGUCAAACAGACCGCUGAAGGCUCCUCUGUCCUGGAUCAAUUGGGAGGGCUCUUUGCCGAUCUCAAGAACUACAACGAAGAGACCCAGCGGCGCAAAGUCGCUAUCGAAGAGAUCCCAGACAUGCGCAACCACAGGUCAACGCAGCGGAAUCUGCUGCGAUCAGAGAAAGUCCUAUCCUGGAUCGAGUGCGAAACGUCACGUCUUUUGUGGGUAGAGGGAAACAACGUUUUGCGGAGAUCAGAAUUCAAUGCUUGUUUUGCUAUACCUUUGCUGGUAAUGGGUGAGAGCAGCUACGAAUCGACCCUCGUUCUUCGUCAUUUCUGCGGUGGCACUGGGAUGGCGAGAAAGCCCAGCACAUUAAUACAAGCCCUUUUGUAUCAAAUCAUCGAGCGGUAUCCAAGUAUUCUGGAGAAGAAAAAAGACACAUUGACGCAGGAGAAGACAUCGACCGGUCAAGGACUAUGGAGCCUGUUCGUCGAGUGCCUGGAAAUCGUCAACGCUCAGUGCACCUUUAUCAUUAUUGACAGUUUUGACAACCUUGAAGCGGCUGAUCUGGAAGUGGAUGAGAAGGACACGGUGAUAUCACAGUUGGACAGCCUUAUCAAGGACAGGACCAAAUUCGUGAAAGUGCUUUUGACAGCUUCACUCGCGCAACCACUGGCGACACUACCAGAUGAAUACCAGGCUCUCAUGCGUUUUCGUUCACAACAGCAACCUGGGGGUCUCCGUCGGAGUCUAUCUAUGGCUGCAGCGGAAGACCAAGCUCAGCUGAUGUCGCAUCAGAUAAUCGAGAUCCAGGAAAGACGUUGCAAAGCUGUCAGCUUUCAUGAGCUCCCCUUCCUCUAUCCGUCAGGGACAUUGAUCUAUCAGAAGCAUGACAGCUACUGGCGAGCUUUUAUCGUCGCGGAGCUCAGCGGUAUGGAUAGACAGCCCUCAGGCUAUCUUACGCCUCUGCGAAUUCGCGCCUGGUCUGUGGAUCAUAAUGGGAAGUAUUUUGCUAGGAAUUAUCAUACCUUGACCGUGGGUCAGUUCAGUGGACAGCAGGCCAUCACCAGCCUGAAGUUUACUCCUGCAGGGUAUCUCCCUGAUGAAACGACAGUGCGCAAGGCGCUUGCCGACCGCGGCCGCCGGUAUUGGGAACUGGGGAGCAACGUGAACUACAAACAAUUUGAAGGAAAGCACGGCCCCGUCCGCGUCGUCAUCGAUCAGCAAAUGCGCCCAUUAGGGGAACCACCCCAAGAGCAAGCCGAUCAGUUCCAAAAAGCACUCGCCGAAAGUAUGAAGCCACAAGUCCUAAUGACCUGUCCGCCGGACAUUGCAGUUUAUUUGCUACCCGAACUGCGCUGGUCGACAAUGGACAUUGACAAGAUACAGGACUUGGUUGUCGAUCGAGAUCGAGACCUGGACCAGGUUAUAAUGGAUCGCUCGUACAAGCGACUACUACGAAUCUUAGUACUCGGCAAAGCCUUGGGAGAGGAAAGUCACGCGAGCUCAACACUUGUGACGAAUGGAACAACUGUACUCCUGCAUGGAGCCCCAGGCACUGGGAAAACAUUCUGCGUUGAAUGUCUUGCAGAACGUUUCAAGAAGCCGCUUUUACGGUUGACUCAUGGCAAACUUGGCGGAUCUAUGCAUGAGUUGGCAAAAAGCCUCGAAGAAUCCUUCCAGCUUUCUGACAGAUGGGGUUGUAUCAUGUUACUAGACGACGUCGAUGUCUUCCUCUCCCAGCGCGCAAACGACCUUACACAAAACCUCAUGGGGACGCUGUUCAUGCAGCUCGUGGAAACACACAACGGAUUGCUAUUCCUCACCACGAAUCGGGUUGGAGUGUUUGACAUGGCGUUUGUCUCCCGAAUUCCACUCAAAUUGCACUUCACCCAGUUCGAUCGGCAGCAAAUUAAGGCCGUACUAGAACUUUCUCUGAACCGGAUAGAAGAUCGACUCGAGAGGUCCGGGGUCCGUUGCCUCAUCGAAAGAGCGGAAGUCAUUCCCUUCGUGCUUAAAAAGCUCUCUCAAAACUCUGAGCAAUUAAACACGAACCCGAAUGGAAGGGAGAUAGUGAAUCUGUGCGAGACCGCCCUCAUUCUAGCUCAGGACGACGCCAGACAAGAACUGGCUGGCGGAAAAAGAGUUGGCCUUAGGCUGCGGAGUAAACAUUUUGGUCACUCCAGUACGCUAUCGCAUCGGUUUGAUGAGUACCUCGAUGUAGUGAAGGGGUCGAGGGAUGGCGACGACCGGAGACCUCUACCCCCAAUGUUAGCCGACGGACCCAAUCAAGCCAGAUCUCAACCAGGCGAUUACCCUUUUAUGGAAUGGGGACCAGGCCAACAGGGAGGUUACAGAACUCCUCAAUGGCCCGGUGAAAGACAACAGCCGGAUGAGUUCUUGUACCAGCAAGGCCCUGGACAAGGGAUGGACUACCAUUAUCCUUACUGGCAGGGAACAAGACGACAGGAGACUGAGCGAUAUUACCAGCGGGGCUCAUCAGGUCAAGCAGAGGAGGAACAGGGAAGGGAGAGGAAGAACGAUAGGAAGAGAGAGGAGUCUGAGGAUUCCGAAGACUGACUAUUCUGAGGGAGAGGAAUGAACCCCCAAAUGCUACGAACCCUGGGAUAUUUCUUCGUGAGCAGGUUUCAGAAAGAAAUUGAGGAAGGAAUAAGUUAGCUUGAGGGAAUUGUGAUUGAUAGGAGCGUUCUUUGGAAUAAGCAAGCUACACAUAGCUUUAUGAGAGGUGAUAUAGAUCCUUCCCAAAGGCUCCGCCCGCGGUGAACCCUCUUUC